CCUUCCCCCGAAGCUUCGUGAAGAUUCAGGAAGGCUCCGGCCGCCUCUUUCCGCCGAGGGAGCCGCUCCGCCUCUCGGCUCCGCUGGGGCUUCCGGCCGCCGUCUCCCGCUGCGCCGGGCCCCGCUCGUGCGAGCGGCGGUCAGGAAGCGUCGCCAUGUCGUUGCUCUGCUACAACCGGGGCUGUGGUCAGCGCUUUGACCCCGAAACCAACACGGAGGAUUCAUGCACAUAUCAUCCAGGUGUGCCAGUCUUUCACGAUGCUCUCAAAGGUUGGUCCUGUUGUAAGAGGAGAACAACAGAUUUUUCUGACUUCUUAAGCAUUGCGGGCUGUACAAAGGGUCUCCAUAACAGUGAGAAACCUCCUGAGCCUGUUAAACCAGAAGUCAAAACUACCUCUGAACGAAAGGAGCUAGCUGAACUGAAGCCCAGAUUUCAAGAACACAUAAUUCAGGCACCAAAACCAUUGGAAACAAUUAAAAGGCCAAGCCCAGAUGAGCCAAUGACAAAUUUGCAGCUGAAAGUGUCAGCUUCCUUGAAGCAAGCACUAGAUAAACUGAAGCUGUCAUCAGAAAAUGAAGAGAAAAAAGAGGAUGACAGUGAUGAAAUCAAGAUUGGGACAGCAUGUAAAAAUGCAGGCUGUUCAAAAACAUACGAAGGACCACACAGCACAGAAGAAGUAUGUAUAUACCAUUCUGGUGUACCUAUAUUCCAUGAAGGGAUGAAGUAUUGGAGCUGUUGUAAAAGAAAAACAUCUGACUUCAAUACAUUUUUAGCUCAAGAAGGCUGCACAACAGGAACACACGUAUGGACUAAAAAGGAUGCAGGUAAGAAAGUAGUUCCAUGCAGGCAUGACUGGCACCAGACUGGAGGAGAAGUUACUAUUUCUGUAUAUGCUAAAAACUCUGUUCCUGAUCUGAGCUAUGUAGAAGCAAAUAGCACAAUGGUAAAUAUCCAUAUUGUAUUUGAAGGAGAAAAGGAAUUUCAUCGCAGUGUGAAAUUAUGGGGAGUAAUCGAUGUGAAGAGGAGUUACGUGAACAUGACGGCUACAAAGAUUGAGCUUACUAUGAGAAAAGCAGAGCCCCUAUUAUGGGCAAGUCUUGAAUUACCAGUAUCCAACACACAACAAAAACAAGAGAAUUCAGAUCAACAAUGAUUCCAAGAGACAAGUUAUUUCCCAUUAUGAAAUGGUGACUUGCUACUGUAAUCAAGUAUUUAACUUUUAUAUAGGUUUGUUUGUUUUUUUUUUUUUUUUAAUCCUGGGUCACAUGUUCCAUUCUAGAAAGAGAUUUGACACACAGUAAAUGGGGGUGUAAACCUGGAGGGUGAUAGCUAUUUCUGCUCUUGCUCCCACCAGUGUAUUUAUUCUAGUUGGAGAGUCUCUGUGGGGAUUUAGAGUAAAAGAGCUAUUGCCCUUUGCUUUCAACCUUACCUACCAUACUCUGACUGUUCAAAUGGAUGUGUUUUCAGUCCACUGUGUGUGUUAAUUUUUCAGCUGCUCCGUUUAGACUUGAUCUACUGGGUAGCACAUGUUAGGUUCAGCACUGCUCAUUAUGAAGCAUGUGGAAUACAGAUACAAAAAUCUGAGUUUAUGAAGUGUUUAUCAUGCAACUCUACAUCUAGAAUAAAAAGGUACAUAAAUGUGACAGAACACUUGUAGACUUGAAUUUUUGUCUUCUGAAACCCAGGUUUGUUUCAGUACCUGUUGGCUCUGAAAGGAUGGAAUAAAUGGUAUUUUGCUAAGGAUAUCAGUACUUGCUGACUAUUUUGCUAUCUUUCAUGUAUAAAAGCAAGAGAUCAUAUUAAAAUAAAAACAAAGUUAGCAAGAAAGAAUUUUAUUAUUUUUUUUACUCCUGUACCUUUAUUAUAUGAAUUGUUGAAUGUAAAAUUGAAUGGACAAUGAAAUGGCUGAAUAACACAUCUUAACUGUGGAGAAUGUACAGACUAUUGUAAAAUUACCAAGGUGCUGUAUCUGUUUGGCAGUCUUUAGAAUGUAUUUUCAUUCCUAUUCUACAAAAUUAAAAAUGAUGAAUCUUUUUUGCAAGAAGGUGGAUAUGUGUAAUAGGAGAAGCCAGAACACACUGUUAAGUGUCUCAGGAAAAUUAUUUCCAUGUAGAUAUGCAUAGCUCUUGUUUCUGAGGAUGGAAAUCUAAAUACUAAAUUUAUCUACAGGACAAAUUUUAGGAGAAACAAAUGGAAAGCUUUAAAAUGUCUGUCUCAAAUUAUAAUUGUACCUUUGAAUUAAAAUAUUUUUUAAAUAUUAUUUAUUUUGAGCAGUGUAAGCGAAACACUGUAAUUAGAAAUUAAGACAUUAUUUUUGUUCAGUUCUUCAUCAGUAAAUAUUUGUGGCUGAAAACAGUCUAGCUUUAAAGAUGAGACUUUUAUCCAAGCAGCAACUCAUGCAGUAAUCUUGCCUUCUCUUUCUGCUUGAAAUAUUUUCUUAGUUUUGGAUUGCAGCUGAAAGAGAAGUGAUGUUUUGGUAUGCAAGUCAUGCAAAAUGUACACCAUUAUGUAUUGUGCCAAGACUUAUCUAUGUAUACGAGCAGUCCUGUGGACUGUUGAAAUGUGAGGAUGCUCAUCUGCUUACCUUGACAGACCUGGAAUAAGGCCAAGAGAAACACACAACACAGUAAAAGCAUUCUCAAGUUAAAUAUGGUUUUCAAAUCAUUUUACUGUUUUCCAACGGGUAUAAUUAGACUUGAGCUCAGAGUUCUGUCUCUAGCAGUACUUGAAAUCCUACUUCAUGCUUAAAAGUAGUAGGCAAUACAUUACCAAAGAAACUGUUCCCAAACACAAGUAAGGUAUGGUGCUUCUUUACCUAUAUUUCAGGCUACUGUUUCCUCACGGAGGAGUGUGGUUACUUACUCCCUUGGGCCUCUAUUAAAACUUCUAGCUCUAAAUUCUGCCUAGAAGAUUCUGUCAACCUCUCAUAUGCUUUCUUUUUCUUGUUCUAAUAAGUUUGAAAAUGUCAAGUGCUGUGAAGUGAUAGGGUACAAGCUUACAAAAUUGUAUGCCUGCAAAUGGUCCUCUAAAAAUUGAACAGAUGUUCUCUGAUGUGUUCUGAACCAACAGGAAGAGCUCUUAUUUGUAUAAUACUGAGAAAAAUCACUUCAGUGAAUAAAAAAUUCUGGAUUUCUGUAGCUAGGAUCGUGCCAUCUGUGGGGUUGUAUGCGGAGUUCUGAACUUGGGCCACUAAAUGAGUAGUGUUUAAAUGGCAGGAGAAAGUUCUAAUUUAACAAAGUUCAAAUCUGUCUAUCUAUAUGGAUAUAUAAAUAUCCUAAAUAUAUUGAUUCCCACAUUUUUAAUACAUUUUUUAUUUAAUUACAUCCUCACAUGCAAUUAGUUUACAUAAUGUAAAAUCCAUUUGAAAUAACUACAAGGGAAAUGGAACUUUUGGGAAAUCAGAAUUUCUGUUUUUAAGCAAGUACUGUGCUCCCUUAGUACACGAAAGGCUAAAUGGGGAGAAAUGUGGGUGCAUGGAUCUUCUGCUCUUAGUGCUGCAGGCUUUGGGACCCCAUAACUAUUCGUUAAACUCUUCCAAACUGCAUUCGGCUGGUAGGUGAAUCAACUUGGUCGUAGUGGAAGAAAGCUCCUGUAAACAUUGUGUCCAGUUUUUGUUUGUUGUUUUUUUCAUGCCUCCUACUCUUCCUGUUGUUGAUACUACACUUCAGGAGUUCCAUAAUGACUUUCCCCAUCAGUGACAAUAAAACCACUUUUAAAAUUUAUCUGUUUAUAAAAGCAAGUGAGAAGACAAAAAACAGAAAAACCCACCAAACCAGCUAUGAUCAGGCAAGAAGGUGUAGUUUUUACCAAUAAUGUAAUUUUAUGUGGCCUGUGAUUUUCAAAAUGGCCUGCUUUUCAAAAUUAAAGGAUACACUUUCAGAUAGUACAGACUGCCAGAUGUCUCUUGUUGAACUGCAGUAAUUCUCAGCAGCCUUUUAUAUCCGUAUGUCUGCAACCAUCACCAAGCUGCAAAAGCUGUAGCACUUACUCGGUCUGAGCGGUUUGAUCAGUUUGAUCCUGGUGUUGGAUGAAGUGCCUUGACAUGCAUAGUAGCUGACACUUCAGUGGCAUUUGGGGUGUUUGUAGUAACUUCUAUUAGGAAAUGUGGAGAGAAGGUGAACCCAACUGUAGUGGACCAAGCCCAUCGCAGUACUUGUCAAAAGCCGGAUUUGAAAGCUAAGUGAUUUUUCAUUACUUAGACUUUUACCUGCUAAUACUAGUGAAAGUAAGUAAUAAAGUGCAAGCAUGUCUUGAAAUUCUUGCAGUUAAAUUUACACUUUGUUUUUAUGUUUUCAGAACUCAUGUAACUUGCUACACUUCAGCUAUAUUUUUAUAAUGAAUGAUUCUUUUAAAGCUGAAGUGUGUUUCAGGGUGGGUUUACAUUACAUGUCUGAACUGUCUGACAAGGUGCAUAUAAAACCUAUUCUUCACAGUCCCUUCUUAAUAUGUAUGGGUAUACAAAUUUGUGACAGGAAUCUAACCUUAUCCUUCAUGUCCCUUUUCCUACCUGGUGUUACAUGUUGUAUCUCUAACAACAUUUCUUGGAGGAGCUGGAAUUUAUUUUUAAUGUUAAUAAUUCUGUUAAGCACUGGACUGUUCAGCUACUCUGACUUAUGUUUGACAUGGCACUGACAGAACUUGACUAAAAAAAAAAAUCUGUUGGAUGAUCUUCUGGAACAUGUACAUUAUCAAGUCACCAUUUCAGUAGUUUAGGGAUUAGUUUUACUAGGAAUUUUGCCUUGAAAAAAAUUCUACUUAUUCUAUGUAAUGGUGCAUCUUUUGCUUGCAUUCUUUACACAUGGCAUGAGUAUUGGUUAAAAACUCUACCUGUUACUCAUUAGUCUUUCUCUACUGCUACUAAAUUUUUUUAAUCUCUGUUCAGGAAUGAGAUCCUUUUUCAUGGGUUAUGUGUCUGGAACACUGUUUUAAGGUGGUAAUACUUUGGCCACUAUAAGAGUCUUGAAUUGCAGUUGAGCAGGGAGAUUAUCUUCUUGCAUGGUUGUUUGAUUCUGCACAUGCAUAAAACUUACAUACAAAAAUUAAUCUCAUGUCUUCAUGCUCUAGUUUUUUUCUAAAUGUAUUCAAUAAAAUUCUUAUUACCUGCUGGUUGCA
Molecule: messenger RNA, 5113 nt
Organism: Apus apus (common swift)
Lineage: Eukaryota; Metazoa; Chordata; Aves; Apodiformes; Apodidae
Gene: CHORDC1
Product: cysteine and histidine rich domain containing 1
Exons: 11
Coding region: 156-1154 (332 amino acids)
Source: RefSeq, a predicted model, not a curated record